AUGUACCUGUCGACGCGGGAUCGCGUCAAGCCAUGUCGGGUAAUCGCCCUCACAAGAAGGCCAAUCCCCAGACCAGCUUCGCCGCCGGGGAUCAGCAUCAGCAUGCAGCGACGGCUAGGCUUGUCCCCGAGAACGACACCAGACCCCCAUGCUGCUAAUCGAACCGCACGGGUCGGAGAGGACAAGAUCAAGCACCGCAGUGUCGGCAUGACAUGCGAUCGCAAACACGAGCGACAGACCGGCGCCGGGAAUCACAACACAGCGGCGGCCAUCAAGGACAUCGCUGAGGGUGUCACCCGACCUUAA
Ectocarpus siliculosus is the source of this 306-nucleotide messenger RNA. The record is from the annotation of a GenBank genome assembly. NCBI's taxonomy places the organism in Eukaryota, Phaeophyceae, Ectocarpales, Ectocarpaceae.